Messenger RNA from Hippopotamus amphibius kiboko, 1598 nucleotides. RefSeq names its product Golgi reassembly-stacking protein 1-like. Gene Ontology annotation, cellular component: Golgi apparatus. Lineage: Eukaryota; Metazoa; Chordata; Mammalia; Artiodactyla; Hippopotamidae. Gene Ontology annotation, biological process: Golgi organization. Gene Ontology annotation, molecular function: protein binding. The record is from RefSeq and is a predicted model, not a curated record. The transcript is spliced from 2 exons. Bases 277 to 1416 code for a protein of 379 amino acids.
UGGUCUCUCUGGUAGGCGCCGCGGUCCCCGGCACCGGCGUCCGAGCUGACCGUGGCCAAGGGCUUGGGCGCCAGCGCCGAGCAGCCCGCGGGCGGCGCCGAGGGCUUCCACCUGCACGGGGUGCAGGAGAACUCCCCCGCCAGGCAGGCAGGCCUGGAGCCCUACUUCGACUUCAUCAUCACCAUCGGGCACUCAAGGCUGAACAAGGAGAACGACACGCUCAAGGCCCUGCUGAAGGCCAACGUGGAGAAGCCCGUGAAGCUGGAGGUGUUCAACAUGAAGACCAUGAAGGUGCGCGAGGUGGAGGUGGUGCCCAGCAACAUGUGGGGCGGCCAGGGCCUGCUGGGCGCCAGCGUGCGCUUCUGCAGCUUCCGCAGGGCCAGCGAGCACGUGUGGCACGUGCUGGAUGUAGAACCCUGUUCCCCUGCCUCCCUUGCCGGCCUGCGCCCCUACACAGACUACGUGGCUGGCUCAGACCAGAUCCUCCAGGAGUCCGAGGACUUCUUCUCGCUCAUCGAAUCCCAUGAGGGGAAGCCCUUGAAGCUGAUGGUUUAUAACUCCGAGUCCGACUCCUGCCGGGAAGUGACUGUCACUCCCAAUGCAGCCUGGGGUGGAGAGGGCAGUCUGGGCUGUGGUAUUGGCUAUGGGUAUCUGCACCGGAUCCCAACCCAGCCCCCCAGCCACCACAAGAAGCCACCUGGUGUCCCGCCACCUCGUGCCCCACCACCUGGUACCCCACUGCCUGGUACCCCACCACCUGGACCCACCCCCCAGGACUCUCCUGCGCCUUCUGGCCUGGAGACAGGCUCCAGGCAGGGUGACUACGUGGAGGCCCUGCUGCAGGCACCUGGGUCCUCUACGGAGGAACAGCUCCCUGGGCCUGAGAGUCCUGGCCAUGGUGCUCCAGACCUUGGCGACCUUCCCCGUCCCCUGGAGAUUCCUCUCCAGCCUCCGCCUCCACUGCAGCGAGUCAUGGACCCAGGCUUCCUCGAUGUGUCUGGCAUCUCCCUCUUGGACAGCAGCAACGCCAGUGUCUGGUCCGGCUUGCCCUCCUCUGCAGAGCUGACCUCCACUGCGGUCUCAGCCUCAGGGCCGGAGGACGUCUGCUCGAGUAGUGGUUCUCUUGAGCGUGGCGGUGAGGCCACCUGGUCUGGGUCAGAGUUUGAGGUCUCCUUCCCAGACAGCCCAGGUGCCCAGGCCCAGGCGGACCACCUGCCUCAGCUGACACUUCCUGACAGCCUCACCUCGGCCGCCUCACCAGAAGACAGGCUGUCUGCUGAGCUGCUCGAAGCCCAGGCUGAGGAGGAGCCAGCAAGCACAGAGAGCCCAGAUUUCAGGGCAGAGGCUGAGAGGGCAGCCAGCCAGGCACAGCUCUCCACCCCCAAAGAACACCCUGGGCUAUACAAGGCCCUCUGAUGGCAUUUCAUGAGGCCCAGAAGUGGGAGGCAGCACUGGCCACACUGUGUGGCCCAGCCACCUGCGUUAUGCUUCCUGGGCUGCUGCUGACAAGGGUGUGGCUUGUGUCCACUCAGACCUUACUGGUCUCCAAGAGAUGACCUCCCAGCAUUCAUUCUGCCUGAUGGUCCUGGCUUUGAGGA